AUGAAAGAACCCCGGAUUUUCCCUAGAGAGCGGCCAACUCCUUGGACUCGUGCUCCGCUGCCACCUCGAGGACGGAUGGACAGUUCCCUGGGACCACAAGGGGGUCCUGCUUUAAACACAGGCCACCCGCUGGGUAUGAAUUCAGAUCCCUUCCUUAUGGCAACCGGCUCUCUUGGUGGAAAUUUGGCCCCAUUUCCAAGGAACCCGUCUCCUUUUCCAACUUCAUCAGGCUCAUUGGCUUCAAAUCCAGCACCUUUCCCUGCUGGUGCUCGUGACCCAAGCAUGGCUUCUUUUCCAAGAGGGAUGAAUCCCACUGGCACAGGGAUACAUUGGCCUGCAGGUUCCAAUUCAUAUGCGGUCCCCUGCUCACCACUGGAGAAUCAGCUCACUGCUGUCUAGAAAUGUUGCGUUGGUGAGCGGACCAUGCUUCAGCAGCACUGACCUGGUCACCCUCUACUGCCAUACCUUCCCCUGGGGGCUGGAACACAAAACAGGGAAGUGCAACCACUUCAGAGAGCCACCAAAUUUCUGCUUGCCUGACCGGGCCUGCAGCUCCCUUCUCCUGGGACUUACUUAGAGGAAGCCAGGAUCAAGGCUCCACUGCUCAUCCCACUCCCUCUCCACUGGUACUCCCAAUCAAAGAACCUCAAAAUUAAACUGAUGUGGAUGGGGUUAUGGGAAUUGGG
Eubalaena glacialis (North Atlantic right whale) is the source of this 686-nucleotide messenger RNA. It is a transcript of the gene DERPC, whose product is annotated as DERPC proline and glycine rich nuclear protein. Lineage: Eukaryota; Metazoa; Chordata; Mammalia; Artiodactyla; Balaenidae. Bases 1 to 399 code for a protein of 132 amino acids. The transcript is spliced from 2 exons. The record is from RefSeq and is a predicted model, not a curated record.